Molecule: messenger RNA, 1332 nt
Organism: Saxophila tyrrhenica
Lineage: Eukaryota; Fungi; Ascomycota; Dothideomycetes; Mycosphaerellales; Extremaceae
Gene: GCN5
Product: histone acetyltransferase
Exons: 2
Coding region: 1-1332 (443 amino acids)
Biological process (GO): positive regulation of transcription by RNA polymerase II; chromatin remodeling
Cellular component (GO): histone acetyltransferase complex
Molecular function (GO): histone H3 acetyltransferase activity; protein binding
Source: RefSeq, a predicted model, not a curated record
AUGGCGCAAAGCCUCGUUAAGCAGGAGGAAGGCGCAAAGCGCAAAGCCGAUGACCUGCUGAACGGCGACGUCAACGGCCACGAUGCAAAGCGGCAGAAGACCGUCUCUCCUCCUCCAAACCAUGCACCCACCACCAACGGCACCACUUCCGACGCCGAGAAGAAUGCGCCGAAACCUGCCGUGCCCUUCCCUGAAAAGCCUGCUGUGCUCGAGGAGCGAACGGGCGACAUAUCUUUCCAGGUGGUGAACAACGACGGCAAACCACACUCUAUGAUCAUAUUGACGGGCUUAAAAUGCAUUUUCCAGAAGCAGCUUCCCAAGAUGCCCAAGGACUACAUCGCGCGCCUGGUGUACGACCGGACACAUCUUAGCAUUGCGAUUGUCAAGCGUCCGCCUGCUGGGAGCUUCGCGGAGAGCUCCAAUCUACCAGGCGAGGUAGUUGGUGGAAUCACAUACCGACCUUUCCGCGGCCGACAGUUUGCUGAGAUUGUCUUUUGUGCUAUCAGCAGCGAUCAACAAGUGAAGGGGUACGGCGCACAUCUGAUGAGCCACUUGAAGGACUAUGUGAAAGCGACAAGCGAUGUCAUGCACUUCUUGACCUAUGCCGACAACUAUGCUAUCGGAUAUUUCAAGAAGCAGGGGUUCACAAAAGAGAUCACACUCGACAAGCGAAAGUGGAUGGGCUACAUCAAAGACUACGAAGGAGGAACAAUCAUGCAAUGCUCCAUGCUUCCGCGCAUCCGCUACCUGGAGUCUGGCCGCCUGCUCCUCAAACAGAAAGCCGCCGUGCACGCGAAGAUCCGCGCCGUGAGCAAGAGCUACGAGAUCCAUCAACCCCCCUCCGCCUGGCGCAAAUCCAAGCUCGGCCAGCCCUUACCCGAGAUUGAUCCCCUCGAAAUCCCCGCCAUCCGCGCGACAGGCUGGAGCAAAGCCAUGGACGAAAUCGCUCGCCAACCCCGCCGCAAUCCCUCCCACCCCCUGCUCCUCCAACUCCUAUCCGCCCUCCAAAACUGCUCCGCUAGCUGGCCAUUCGUGGCUCCCGUCAACGGCGACGAAGUCCACGACUACUACGAAGUCAUCAAGGAGCCCAUGGACCUCUCUACCAUGGAAGGCAAGCUGGAAAAAGACCAGUACGAAAACGUGGAGGACUUCGUCAAGGAUGUGUUGUUGAUGGUGCGGAAUUGCAAGAGGUAUAACGCCGAGACGACGCCGUAUGCGAAGGCGGCAAAUAAGAUGGAGAAGGAGCUGUGGAAGAAGGUGAGGGAGGUGCCGGAGUGGAGUUAUUUGGAGGCGGAGAACUUUGAGACGACGAAUCGGAAGGAGGGGGAUUAG